AUGUCGGGCGCAACCAGCAAGACGUACCAAGUACGCUCAGAGGGGAUUUUCCUCGGAUUGCCUGUUCUAGAUACUUCUUUGAAGGGCCUGAGAGCCAUAGUCGUUGGCGCAAGCGGUCAAUCUGGUCGACCCGUGGUCGAUGUGCUAAGUGCCAAUCCGAAUCGAUGGGAGAAAGUGUACGCGUUGUCGAGGCGGCCGCCAACAACAGAUGCGAAGAGCGUCGAACAUGUUCAAGUAGAUUUACUGUGGGAGCCUGAGCGGAUCGCCAGUAUCUUAUGCAAACACAAAGUCCAAGCGGAUUAUAUUUUCUACUUCGGCUAUGUACAAGUUGCAAGGCCAGAUACUGAUUCGGAGGUAUUUGGGAAUCCCGACCACUUGGCCGAAACCAACGGACGGCUCUUCGAGAAUUUCCUGCUCGCCUUGGAUCAAGCCAAUAUUCAACCCAGACGUAUCGUACUCCAGACAGGAGGCAAGAACUAUGGGGUUCACCAAGGGCACGUCAAUGUACCACUUACAGAGGGUGCACCGAGGGUAGAACUGGAACCCAACUUUUACUACACUCAGGAAGAUUUACUGGCAAAGUACAUUACGACACACCCUGGAGCGAGCUACAAUGUCACCAUGCCGCAAUGGAUCUUGGCAGCCGUCGACGGGACAGACAUGACCAUCUUCUAUCCGCUGGCAGUGUACGCUUCCAUCCAACGAAAGCUCCUCCAACCUCUCAAAUAUCCCGGUGACCUGACAUCCUGGGACAACAACCAUCCCAUAUCUACAGGAUUCAUCCUGGGUACAUUCUAUGAGUGGCUGGUCGUGACCGAAGGUACCGAAGGCGAGUCUUUCAACAUCACUGACGGAUCGGAAUUUACCUUUGGGAGAUUUUGGCCCAUUCUGGCCUCGUGGUUCGGCUUGGAGUGGAGGCCUCCUCAAGACAACGAUAGCUACCACGAGGUAGAGCUGCCAUUCGUGCCACGGGGAUACGGGCCCAAAGGCAAGCUUCGGUCCACCUUCAGCUUCAUCGAGUGGGCAAAGGAGCCGGCAACGCGACAAGCUUGGGUCGAAUUGAAAGAAGAACACAAGCUAAACACCGACCCGUUGCAAGAACCUGAAAAAACGUUUGCUUUCCUGCAGUUUGCGCUCGAGCUAACUUGGUCCUGGCAGACUAGUAUGAGCAAAGCUCGCAAGCUCGGCUGGCACGGGUAUGUGGAUUCGAUCGAGUCUAUACACUCAGUAUUCCAGAAAUACACAGACAUGAAAAUGAUCCCGCCUUUCUGA
This is a messenger RNA of Cladophialophora yegresii CBS 114405, 1272 nucleotides long. RefSeq lists its product as uncharacterized. The transcript has 5 exons. Bases 1 to 1272 code for a protein of 423 amino acids. The record is from RefSeq and is a predicted model, not a curated record. NCBI's taxonomy places the organism in Eukaryota, Fungi, Ascomycota, Eurotiomycetes, Chaetothyriales, Herpotrichiellaceae.